CAGGCGAGGAAAGAGUGAGCGUGUCUGCUGUACAAGGUCAGUGCCUGCUCCUGCUUCAUCCCUCGCACGCACGCAAGAUGAAACGAGUACAACAAAGAUAUCAAUCUGUCAAUCCCCUGACGGCGAGCGAAAGCUCGUCACAUGUCGAUAAUCAUCAUUGUACUGUCGAGUAGCUCUCGGCAUUCCUGACUCCCCCUCUCUUCUUCUUCUGCCUCCUCGACUGCAUCGCUACCGGCAUGGCUCAUACAGACGAGAACAGACAGACGAGAUGUCAGGACAGAAUGCGCCUGAUCGUCACGCUCGCUUUGUGCUCGGAGAGGGGGAGAUGAAAGUAGCGAUCGAAGAGGAUCCCAGAGUACCCAACGCUGCCACUGUCAUCAUCAAGAAGGAGGAUCACACCAUUGGCAACAUGCUCAGAGGCCAAUUGCUACAUAUACCCUACGUCGUCUUUGCGGGCUACAGAGUGCCUCACCCGCUCCAAGCAGACGUCGUCUUGCGCAUCCAGGUAGACGGCAAGGAUUCCAGCCAGACGCCCACGACAGCACUACAGACUGCGACGCGAGAACUGAUUCUCAUCCUCGCUGCUGCUCGACUGCAGUUCGAGGCCUCGUGCAAGAGCUUCACGGAACGUCAAGAGCUUGGUCUCGGUGCAGAUGGCGCUGAUCUUGGCGGUGCCUAUGGAGACUUUGCUCAGGCGGGCGGGUUCGCGCAAUAGUCUGCCUUUCUCGGCGCUACUGCGUCCAGACCAGACAGACAGAUGAUGUAUAUGUUGUUGUGUCACUCCGAUCCUCGUGCCCACGGUUGCACUGCCCGUUCUAGCACUCUCAUGAAGGACUGC
Mixia osmundae IAM 14324 is the source of this 838-nucleotide messenger RNA. RefSeq lists its product as uncharacterized. Gene Ontology annotation, cellular component: RNA polymerase II, core complex. Gene Ontology annotation, biological process: transcription by RNA polymerase II. The transcript has 2 exons. Bases 269 to 715 code for a protein of 148 amino acids. NCBI's taxonomy places the organism in Eukaryota, Fungi, Basidiomycota, Mixiomycetes, Mixiales, Mixiaceae. Gene Ontology annotation, molecular function: DNA binding; protein dimerization activity. The record is from RefSeq and is a predicted model, not a curated record.